Amoebophrya sp. A25 is the source of this 1072-nucleotide messenger RNA. The record is from the annotation of a GenBank genome assembly. Lineage: Eukaryota; Dinophyceae; Syndiniales; Amoebophryaceae.
UGACAAGUCUUCACUUUCACAUCGUACUAAACAUCGUACAUCAUUGAACAAGUAUGAAUGAUUUACUUACAUGUUUUUUGACCACAAGUCCAAAUGCAUAUAUUCAUCAACGAUCAUCAUCUUCUUACUAGUUCCUGCCAGAAGUUUUGCCAAUUCAGCACCGGGCUACUCUGGAUAAUAAUAAUAUUCAUCUUUUUACUAAAAAGUGGUAUUCUUCAUCUGAUUCCAUGUAGUUUCUAUUGAUCCUAUUGCUGCGCCAUCAUAUUUAAAAGAUGGCAUCCGCUAAAAGCGAUUCAGCACAAGCACAACUGCUGAUUCAAAAAUGUGGGGGUGGAAGCUUUUUCCCAAGCCGAGUAUGGUGGAAGGGCUUAGGGGAAAGCCAGCGCGAAACGGCGGAGCCUGACCAGUACAUACGUAUGAUCAAUCUCAUAAAAUCAAAAAUCAGUGAGGUCAACUUGUGCUAGUGUGUUAGAGAAGGAAUACAAAAACUAAAGAGAGCUCGGAAACUACACAACAAGGUACGACAUCGCACGAAAGAACGCUGCAAAGGCAUGGGCAGACCCAGGCCGAGGACUUCUCUUUGGGCCAGAUCAGAAGACGAACAGCAAUCCAUACCCCAUUUGGAGUCACACGAUAGUAAAGCGACAGCCCAGGCUAGGUCAAGAGAAACCGCCGCCACACGUUGGGGUACCUUUCAUUAAUGUGGGUAUACGCUUUUCUCUAAGUGGCUUCUCUGUAAUUGAAAUGAUCUUUAUCUGCCAGAGGUAUCAUGAAUUUGGGAAGUUGUUGUUGUACGUCGUAAGCUCUGUGAUCAACCAAGAAAAUGACCGUCGGAAUUGUCGAGUCAUUUUCUUUGUUGACAAAAUUUAUCUUCGUCUUGCAAAAACAGACCCAGCCGGACCAGUAUGAUGUGCGACUUAAAGACACCAUGAUGUCGCGAUCGAACAGCACAGGCAGAAAACUGCCCAAACAAAAUCAUGUGCAAGAGCUCAAGCGACACAUCAAGAUGCAAACCGUGAACAGGGCUUUUAAUCGCGAUUUUACGCGUUCAGGGAGCUGCUUGGCGUUUUAA